Molecule: messenger RNA, 849 nt
Organism: Metopolophium dirhodum (rose-grain aphid)
Lineage: Eukaryota; Metazoa; Arthropoda; Insecta; Hemiptera; Aphididae
Exons: 3
Coding region: 1-849 (282 amino acids)
Molecular function (GO): nucleic acid binding
Source: RefSeq, a predicted model, not a curated record
AUGUUAAUUGCCAUCAAUGAAGACAACUCAUUACCAAAUCUAAAACGUACGUCUUUCCAAUUAAUAUUAAAAGAUUUACAAUUUGAGUAUGUCAAGAAAAAUCGCAACAGUGCUCUUCUCGAAAGAGAAGAUUUAAUAUCUUGGCGCCGAAAUUAUUUGUUAAAAAUAAAGCAUUACCGAGCACAGAACAGGCCAAUAUAUUACUUAGACGAGACGUGGGUCAAUGCAGGCGAGACGCAUUGCAGAACGUGGGUUGAUACAACAGUCGCAUCAACACGAGAUGCCCACCUGAGAGGUCUCACCACAGGACAAAAGGCACCCCCGGCAAAGUUUGUUAAGACCCUGCCAUUACUUAAACCGAACGCCAUCAUCGUCAUGGAUAAUGCUUCAUACCAUUCCGUAAAAAAACAGAAAAUACCAGUGAGGUCUUGGAGAAAACAAGCUAUAAUUGAUUGGCUUGAGAAUAAAGUGUACAAAAUAAAAAAAUAUCACGACACAUACGUAAUCGAUGAGUACGCAAAAGAUAACGGCAAACUUGUAUUGCGAUUACCUCCAUAUCACUGCGAGCUAAAUCCCAUCGCGUGGUCGUCCGUGAAAAGUUAUGUCCGGACGCAUAACACCACCUUCAAAUUAAAGGACGUAAUGGAAUUGUUAAAAAAAGCCGUGGAACACGUAAGUCCGGAUAUGUGGAAAAAUUUUAUUGAACAUGUUAAAAAGGUGGAAGACAAGUUUUGGGACUUGGAACAUAUUACCGACGAAAUAACGGACGAGAAAGAAUAUGACGAUGAACGUCAUGUUCUCACGAUAGGAACAGGAGAUACAAGUUCUUCUGAUUGUGACUCUGAUUGA